UGACGGACAUACGGCACACCCAGUCGGGCCACAGAAGCCGAAACAGGAGUUCUUUUGGUCCAACAGACAGUGCUUGAGGAACAUGAAGAUUCUUGUAGCAGCUAUCUGGGCAGUGACUAUCGGAGUCAACGCUCAGGUUGGGCCCUCAGGAAUCGUCAGCCCUGAUGGUGUCAAUACCCAGUUCACCCCUGAAUUUGCCAACGGCAUCGUACUAGUUGGACCUUCGGGGAUCGUGACAAAAUCAGGUUCUAACCGUCAGCUCACCCAUGGAGAGGCCACCCUCAAUGAUGUUAUUCCACCAGCAGCCACGCCCGUCCCAGUCGCCAAGUUCCUCAGCAGCCCAAGAGGAGUCAUUGGACCGUCUGGAAUUGUCAGACCCGAUGGAAACAACAUCCAGUUCACAGAUGACCUGGCCAAUAAUAUCCUCUUGGUAGGACCGUCUGGCAUUGUAACUAAGGAUGGAAACAACAUCCAGUUUACAGAUGACCUCCAGUUAGUACACCGAGUGAGACGUAACUCUGGGCUGGUAUCUGCCAAAGGAAACAUCGGCCAUUCAGGAAUCCUCAGAGCUGAUGGCUCCACUGACCUUUUCAGCCUUGACCUAGCCCAUGAUAUCCUCCUCAUUGGACCAUCUGGCAUUGUGACCAAGUCUGGUAGGAACCUCCAACUAACUGACGACCUAAGAAUUGUGAACCCACGUUCCAGAAGAUCCCUGGAAGGAGCUCUUGUGGGAUCAUCCGGUAUCAUUACAAAAUCUGGACAACUGAUUCAGUUGGAACCUGGUGUCUCAAUUGUCCAGGCUGGGCCAUCUGGUGUGGUUCUUUCAAAUGGCAGAAAUAUCCAGUUCACUGAAUGAUUUCUACUAUUAAUCUCAUUUCUUGUUUAUAUUAAUGUUUCAAUUCAUUCUUUGUCUUCUUCAAAAGUGUGUAAAAAAAAUCCUGUGCAAUAAAAAACACUUUAUA
Macrobrachium nipponense is the source of this 962-nucleotide messenger RNA. RefSeq lists its product as uncharacterized. Lineage: Eukaryota; Metazoa; Arthropoda; Malacostraca; Decapoda; Palaemonidae. Gene Ontology annotation, molecular function: structural constituent of cuticle. The record is from RefSeq and is a predicted model, not a curated record. The transcript is spliced from 2 exons. Bases 83 to 856 code for a protein of 257 amino acids.